Callithrix jacchus (white-tufted-ear marmoset) is the source of this 2706-nucleotide messenger RNA. RefSeq names its product inosine monophosphate dehydrogenase 1 (gene IMPDH1). Gene Ontology annotation, molecular function: IMP dehydrogenase activity. Gene Ontology annotation, biological process: GTP biosynthetic process. NCBI's taxonomy places the organism in Eukaryota, Metazoa, Chordata, Mammalia, Primates, Cebidae. Gene Ontology annotation, cellular component: cytoplasm. The record is from RefSeq and is a predicted model, not a curated record.
CUCUGCUGGGGGUCCUGGGAGGCUGGAUGUGGAGCGGAGGAGGGGGCGUGUCCUGGCCUGGCCCCGUCCUCUUCCCCGCGAUCCCCACCUCCUCCCCAGUCGGGGCUGGCGGGGUCGCGAGGGCACUGCAGGCGACUGGGGGCGUACGCGCUGCGGCAGCAGGGCCCGGGUCUGUGGGGCCCUUUGUGCGGCGCGGGCGGAGCUGUCUCCGCGGGAGGGGCCGGAGGGGCGGGAGGAGAGGGAAGAGAGGGCGGUGCCCUGGCCCGCCCCGCCGCUGCCGCAGCCCCCGCCCCCGGCCCGCCCGGCCCGCGGCGGCAGCGUGGCCUCAGCGCGGCGUCAGCAGCAGUGGCGGCGGCGGCGGCAGCGGCUGGCGGCCGCGCGGGUGUUUAUGUCGGGUCGCGGGGUCUCGCGGCAGCAUGGCGGACUACCUGAUCAGCGGCGGCACCGGCUACGUGCCCGAGGACGGGCUCACCGCGCAGCAGCUCUUCGCCAGCGCCGACGGCCUCACCUACAACGACUUCCUGAUCCUCCCAGGAUUCAUAGACUUCAUUGCUGAUGAGGUGGACCUGACCUCAGCCUUGACCCGGAAGAUCACGCUGAAGACGCCGCUGAUCUCCUCCCCCAUGGACACUGUGACAGAGGCUGACAUGGCCAUUGCAAUGGCUCUGAUGGGAGGUAUUGGUUUCAUUCACCACAACUGCACCCCAGAGUUCCAGGCCAACGAGGUGCGGAAGGUCAAGAAGUUUGAACAGGGCUUCAUCACGGACCCCGUGGUGCUGAGCCCCUCGCACACUGUGGGUGACGUGCUGGAGGCCAAGAUGCGGCAUGGCUUCUCUGGCAUCCCCAUCACCGAGACGGGCACCAUGGGCAGCAAGCUGGUAGGCAUCGUCACCUCCCGAGACAUCGACUUUCUUGCUGAGAAGGACCACACCACCCUCCUCAGUGAGGUGAUGACACCAAGGAUCGAGCUGGUGGUGGCUCCAGCAGGCGUGACAUUGAAAGAGGCAAAUGAGAUCCUGCAGCGUAGCAAGAAAGGGAAGCUGCCUAUUGUCAAUGAUCAUGAUGAACUGGUGGCCAUCAUCGCCCGCACCGACCUGAAGAAGAACCGAGACUACCCUCUGGCCUCCAAGGAUUCCCACAAGCAGCUGCUGUGCGGGGCAGCUGUGGGCACCCGUGAGGAUGACAAAUACCGCCUGGACCUGCUCACCCAGGCAGGCGUCGAUGUCAUAGUUUUGGACUCGUCCCAAGGGAACUCAGUGUAUCAGAUUGCCAUGGUGCAUUACAUCAAGCAGAAGUACCCCCAUCUCCAGGUGAUUGGGGGGAACGUGGUGACAGCAGCCCAGGCCAAGAACCUGAUUGACGCUGGUGUGGACGGGCUGCGCGUGGGCAUGGGCUGCGGCUCCAUCUGCAUCACCCAGGAAGUGAUGGCCUGCGGUCGGCCCCAGGGCACUGCUGUGUACAAGGUGGCCGAGUAUGCUCGGCGCUUUGGUGUGCCCAUCAUAGCUGAUGGCGGCAUCCAGACCGUGGGGCACGUGGUCAAGGCCCUGGCCCUUGGAGCCUCCACAGUGAUGAUGGGCUCCCUGCUGGCCGCCACCACGGAGGCCCCCGGUGAGUACUUCUUCUCAGACGGAGUGCGGCUCAAGAAAUACCGGGGCAUGGGCUCGCUGGAUGCCAUGGAGAAGAGCAGCAGCAGCCAGAAACGAUACUUCAGCGAGGGGGAUAAGGUGAAGAUUGCACAGGGUGUCUCAGGCUCCAUCCAGGACAAAGGGUCUAUUCAGAAGUUCGUGCCCUACCUCAUAGCAGGCAUCCAGCAUGGCUGCCAGGAUAUUGGAGCCCGCAGCCUGUCUGUCCUUCGGUCCAUGAUGUACUCAGGAGAGCUCAAGUUUGAGAAGCGGACCAUGUCGGCCCAGAUCGAGGGUGGCGUCCAUGGCCUGCACUCCUAUACCUUUCUGCCGUUUACGAGAAGCGGCUGUACUGAGGACAGCAGCGGAGGCCGAGGUGGUGGAGGGGGCACACCCCAGUGUCUGCCUUCAGACGCAGCUUCCCUCCAUAACUGAGUGGUCCACAGAUUUGCACUACGGGUUCCCCAGCUCCUUUCCAGGGAGAGAGGGGGGAGGUUCUGAGGGGCCUGUGGCCCCUCACUGGGCAUCCCCCAGAGUCAGGUCUGCUCCCUGGGCCAGGCUGCCCUGGGAGCCCCCGCCCGAGCCCAGCCAGCCAGGCUCUCAGGCCCUGCGCCUGCCUCAGGUCUUUCUUGCUGCAGCCUGCUCCAGCCCGGCCCCCACCCCAGGGGCAGGCAGCCCCUCCUGGCUUCUCCUGUAGGGCACCUCCCUGCCCCCAGCCCCCUAGGAAAUGGUGCUCUCCUGGCCCUGCCUCUGGCCCUGUUCCUGGGCCGCUGCCCCCUCAGCCAUGUGACACUUCUGAGCUCCUGACCUAGGCCAAGGGGAGGUAUCUGCCCCCUUCCCCGGCCCUGGGCUACUCUUGGGUCCUGCUCCUGAGGCCACUCCCCUGUCCCUGUCCCUGGGGAGGAGGCUGCCCUGGUCAUGGCCGCCUGCCCAUCAUUCCUGACUCACCACCAUCCCCAGGUGUACCAUUCCUGCCCUCUCCUCAGCUGCAGUUGAAGGCUUUAACUUUGCACACUUUGGGAUUACAAUCGUGUCAUUGUAUAUUAAAUAAUCAGAAUAAAUCAAGCAGGUCUCAACAUCUCCA